AACGUUGCAGCCUUGCGGGUUCCUGAUUACAGAGUGGCGUGCAAAACAUCUAUGGUCCCCAGGGUUUUCUUCCACCUCAAUCAUCGAUGACAUUGGGGCCUUUUCCUGUGAUUUAUCGUCCAGUAAACGGAUAUGCAAGAAAGGCCACAUUUCAUAAAACACUAUUUUUCAAUCUCGUUGGCUCUUGCUUAAUCCUUAUUACACAGAUAUGGAAACACCCAAAUCAUUACAUGCAGAUGGAUGCUCUAGCUCAGUUGCAAAUGGCGAUCCUUCCCCUUUGCCCCCACAGCAUGCAGAUGAAUUGCCUCAAAUCCCUUCAAGGCAUUUUGGGUUUGGAAGUAGCAUGGGUGGAAAAGCUUUGCCUAGAUCUCCUGCUUCUUCAAAUAGAGGUUCAUUAAUGGGAGGCUUUCUUCAAGCUUUAAGCUUCAAGAAAAGUAUUGCUGCGCCUGGUGGUGAAAGAAGCUCUCUCAUCCGUCCAUGUUCCCAUCCUGCUCUACUAAGACCACUUUUAGGUCAUCCUGCCUCGAGCAUGGCUUGGAAAACAUGCAAUCCUUUACCUACAAAAGCUGCUGCAAAGUCUUCUUCUUUUGCUAGGACAUUCAAUGAGCGGAAGAAACCACAAGCUGGAACCUCUCAAGCUUCUGUAAAAAGGACUCUCUCUGCCAAGAAUGUUGUUAUUGUGAGGUCAGCAUCUUUUGCUAAUCCUGAAGAGUGUGUCCCUGGUCCAUGUGAUGAAAUUACACCUGCCCUGGUGGAUGAGGAUCAGCAGAUUCCUGAAGAGGAAGCUGUGUGUAGGAUCUGCUUUGAAGCAUGUCAUGAAGGCACUACAUUGAAGAUGGAGUGCCACUGCAAAGGUGAUCUCAGACUUGUGCAUGAAGAGUGUGCAAUCAAGUGGUUUAGCAUGAAAGGCAACAAGAAAUGUGAGGUUUGUCGGAAUGAAGUGCUAAAUUUGCCUGUAACCUUGCAUCGUGUGGCAAGUACUGCCAAAGAAGAUAUUUUCUUGGACCAUAACCAGCUAACUUUGAACUCCCAAAGGUUAAGUGCUUGGCAGGACUUUCUGGUGCUUGUCUCGAUUAGUACAAUAUGCUACUUCUUCUUUCUUCACAAGUUACUGAUAAAUGGCAUGAAAAAUAAGGCACUUGUGAUUGCCUCAACAUUCUCAUUUACUCUGGGCCUUUUGUCUUCUAUUUUUGCAGUCAUUCAAGCCAUUAAAGAGUACAUAUGGGCAUAUGCGGCUCUAGAAUUUGCACUUGUGGCUAUGAUCCUUUUCCUCUUCUACUCCAUGCUUCAUUUACCACCCAUUUAUUCAAUACCACUGUCAUCAGUUUUGGGGUUCGGAGCUGCUAUGAGCCUUAAGUCAUUGUAUAUUCGAUAUUUUAGCAUUUCAAGUUGAAGUUUCCCGAGCCUCUAGCACGAAGUGGAUGUGAAGAGUAGCAGCUAAUAUAUCAGCUUGUCUGCUGGAUAACUUUCCAUUUAGGGAAAUGGGAACUUUCCAACGGGACAUCCAAAAAAGGAAAGCGGGAACAUUCCAACGGGACGGAGGGAGUAUUAGUAAUAAGGGUCUCUAGUAUAAAUAGAUGGGAAGGGGAAAAAGUAGUAAGGAGGCUUUUUAGACAUUAGUCUUGGGACUGGGAAAGAUUGGAGACUAAACAUCUUUAUCUUUUGGGGCUUCGGCUUUGGGGGCUUUGGCCUUUGUAUAGAUUACUGUUCUUCUUCAAUAAAGAUUACCUUGUUCAUUGAUAUUAAUUUCUGUAAUUUCUGGAUAUUUGGAGUUCUUAUCAUUUUGUCAAUGAUAACGCUGCUUGGAUGGA
This is a messenger RNA of Cuscuta europaea, 1811 nucleotides long. NCBI's taxonomy places the organism in Eukaryota, Viridiplantae, Streptophyta, Magnoliopsida, Solanales, Convolvulaceae. The record is from the annotation of a GenBank genome assembly.